CGGACUGGCUAUAAGCUAUUUUGGUUUUUGAGUUGUGACAUCAGAGUUCAAACACUUUUAUCAAUGGCCACUAGAGGGGGCGCGUUUUCAUUUAGAAUAGUAUGAAUGGAGAGUAAAUCACUUUGAAUGGAUGGAUAACUAUCUUUGUUGUAUGCAAGAGCUGAAUGUUUGAUUAAAUGUUUGAUUGUAUGUCAAAGACAUUUAAAAAUGUAUUCUAAACAGAUACAAGAAUUAAUGGCACUGUAAGCAAAUAGUUUUCAUCACAUAUGUCAUUAUGCACAUACCUUUAUUUUAAUAUCACUCCAAACCUUUGUGAUGUUCCUUACUCUGUGGAACACAAAAGAAAACACUGAAGAAAACACACAAACAUUUGUUUAUUCAUACAAUUAAAGUCAUCAGUGUCCAAAGGCCUUUAUGAAAACUGACCAAGGUAUUAAAAAAAAAAAAAGAGUAGUAGUAUGUUUUUGUUGGUUUUGGCACAGCGGUUUGCAUUUGUAUAAUUAUGUUUUUUUUUUCUCCCCAGCAAAAUACAACUGUUAAAAUAAAGUAACUAUGGUACAUUUGUGGUUAUAAAUUGUACUACUUUUUUGUAAUAACCAUGGUUGAUUUUCAUCAGUGGUUGUUCCUGUAGGGCCGCAGCCCUGCACAGUUCCAACCCAGCUUCAAUACACUUACCUGGAGGUUUAAAACAAACCUGAAGGACUCAAUUAGUUUGAUCAGGUGUGUUUAAUUACAGUUAAAGCUAAACUGUGCAGAGCUGUGGGCCUCCAGGAACCGAGUUAGGCACCUGUGCCAUAGACUUUCAAAAAUAAUUACAUUUUUUAAAUAUUACCGAUUUGCCUGCCUAAACACUACCAGUAAAAAGCACAAAACUAUGUGUUUUUUUCUGUUUUGCAAUGCAGCUAUAGUGAAAUUUUCUCAUUGCUUUAUCGUGGUAAAAGUGUACAAACUAUGGUGCACUGAUUUCCAUUAGUAUAACCACGUCUCUGAAUAUUGUUAAACUAUAUGAUUAAAGUAGUAAAAACCAUGGGGAAUUUGUGUUCACCAUGAUUGAACUGCAUGACCAUAUUGUUUUUUUGUUAGUUGUAGUAAAACCAUGGGUAAUUUUCAUAAAGGGCUUAUCUGAUCUCCAUUAACUUUCACAAAUUGGCAUACUGUACCACAUUUUACUCAUAAAACAGCUAAACAUCACCUACAAGCCAGUUAUAGCCUAGGUAACUGUAAAGUUAACUUGUAGUCUGUUUUGCAAGAGAAGUUCACCUACCUUAUGACUAGACUGGAUGAGGUCGAGCAUUUUAGACCAGCUAUAAAUCAGGUUAUCUUUGCAGCAGUCCAUAAUUUUCAGAUCAAUCGACGUUUAAGGUAAUUUCUUGACUGAAAGCUUCCAAAUUUGGCAGCAAUAUCACUCAGCAAAUUGUGAACUCAAAGUUUUAAAGACUUGUAAUAUGUAAACGUGUUAAUAUACUUUGUUUUGCUAAUAAAAGUGCUCGAGGCCUCGAGAGUUAUCCAACAUUGCUCCAAGAUUGGUGGUCAUCGAACGGAUUUUCCCGCCAAACAGUUUCAACCGUGUAUAUAUAGGCUAGCUACUUAAUAUGUCAAAUAAAACCAUUCUUUUGAAUUUUGACACCAGUUGGGACAUUUCCAGCCUCCUAACCCCCUUCAUAAUUUGCGCCCUUUUUAAAGCUAUAUCUCCAAUUUGGUGACCCAUGCCUGCCAUUCACAGUGAUGAGAGAAGCUGCACGCAUCAUUUAAUGACAGGAAUUGUAGUCUGGACACUUUAUAAACCUCGAGCUUUUCUCGUUUUGGUUAUUACAACAUCCAAACGACUAAACGGAUAUUAUUAUUAUUAAAAGAAAUCAUAUUCCUCCGCACGCCUCAUCAAUCUUAUCGACAUCACCGCACAAUAUAUAACUAAAAAGGCGGAGAUGUCACUCAACCGUGCCCGUAAAGGUGGGCGGACUGGAGUGUCCCCCCCACCUCUGCCAAUGGCAAAGCAAGACCCGAAAUCCCUAAAAUGAGCCGUCAGCCCGCGGCGGGGAGCACACUCUGAAUUAGCCCGCACCGCGCACGAGAUGACGGAUCGAGUCUCCGCGGCCGCAGCUCACGCACGGAGCAGCCGAGCAGCAGCGUAACCUCACGGCAAACAAACUUCAGAAGUUCGCUUUUCUCCACGCGCUCUCUUCAAUGUCACCAUGCGCAGCAUCUCAUCCUGCGGUGCGCUGCUGUCAGUCUACUACCCACAGAUCUUCCUCAUCCUCACCAGCGGCAGCUACCUGGCUUUGUCUUCAGUCGUGGCUUUGGGCGCAAACAUCAUCUGCAACAAGAUCCCCGGCCUGGCCCCCCGACAGCGUGCCAUCUGCCAGAGCCGCCCAGAUGCCAUCAUCAUCAUUGGGGAAGGCGCUCAGCUGGGCAUCAACGAGUGCCAGUAUCAGUUUCGCUACGGCCGGUGGAACUGCUCUGCCCUUGGCGAGAGGACCGUCUUUGGGCAAGAGCUGAGAGUAGGUAGCAAGGAGGCUGCAUUUACCUACGCCAUCACUGCAGCAGGAGUUGCCCAUGCAGUGACUGCAGCCUGCAGUCAGGGCAACCUGAGCCACUGCGGCUGCGACAGAGAAAAACAGGGCUACCAUGACCAGGAAGAGGGCUGGAAAUGGGGCGGCUGCUCGGCGGACGUCAAAUAUGGAGUGGAGUUCUCCAGACGCUUCGUGGAUGCACGAGAGAUAAAAAAAAACGCAAGGAGGCUAAUGAACCUGCAUAAUAAUGAAGCAGGAAGAAAGGUUCUAGAAGAAAGGAUGAAGCUGGAAUGUAAAUGUCAUGGUGUCUCUGGCUCAUGCACCACCAAAACCUGCUGGACAACUUUGCCAAAAUUCCGAGAGAUCGGCUACGUGCUGAAGGAGCGUUACACCACCGCGCUUGAGGUGGAGGCUGUGAGAGCCACCCGUUUUCGACAGCCCUCCUUCCUACGUCUCAAGCAGUCUCGAGGGUACAUCAAGCCCACAGACACAGACUUGGUGUUCUUAGAGCGCUCCCCCAAUUACUGCGAAGAGGACACUGUGACGGGGAGCGCAGGAACGAGAGGACGCCUAUGUAACCACACGUCUCCUCUCACAGAUGGUUGCAACCUGAUGUGCUGCGGCCGAGGACACAACACUCAUCAGUACACACGCGUGUGGCAGUGCAACUGCAAGUUCCAGUGGUGCUGCUUUGUGAAGUGUAACACCUGCAGCGAAAAGACAGAGGUGUUCACUUGUAAAUGAAGAUGCGGAAAAGGUUAUGGACAAGAAAGAAAGGCCAAAAGCCAAUGGAGAGAAGCAGAAAGUGCCACGGCUUCUUCAUUUUGCACAUCAGGCAGUCUUUAGACAAGAAAGGCCCUUUGUUGAGGAAGAAUAAAGAAGAUGUCUGAACUUUAAGAGGAAAAUGCACUGACCUCAGACUGAUUUUCUUGCAAAUGUGGACACUUCAUUUGAGUGCAAGGCUUUCAUAGUUCUCAGAUUCUUGAGGAAGGUCGCAGGGACUUGAUGAUGACUUUAAAUACCAAUCAGGCAGUAUAAACUGCGUAUAAAAGUGACUUUCUUCUAAUUCAAGACAAGAAAACUUGUCUGAAAUGCUGAGCCCCUAUGGGAGCUCAAGAAGAAAAAGAAAAUGUUCGUUCACACUGUAUCUGUUUGAACACUGAAAAAAGUAUCUUCCUUCUCUUUGGAGAGAAACAAGUUCAUACUGUAGAUGUCUCAUAAUGAUAUGCAGAAGUGUGAACUUCUGGUAUCAUUGGCUACUGAUCUGUUGCUUCUAAAAUUCAACCUCCAUGUAUAAAGAGCUUCUUCUCUCCACCAUUGUUUUGCGGUUUAUCAAUUGAAUAGUGAUCAUUUUAAUGAAUACAUCCUCAGUUGCUGCACUUGUACAUGGCAUGUACAUUGGCCUAAUGGAAAUGGAAAACAUUUGUGUUUUUCGUGUAAAGAGAAGCUUUUUAUAGUCCACUUAAGCUGCAAUGUAUGUCUUAUAACGUGUGAUG
This is a messenger RNA of Danio rerio (zebrafish), 4006 nucleotides long. The record is from RefSeq and is a predicted model, not a curated record. NCBI's taxonomy places the organism in Eukaryota, Metazoa, Chordata, Actinopteri, Cypriniformes, Danionidae.